Molecule: messenger RNA, 2942 nt
Organism: Pieris napi
Lineage: Eukaryota; Metazoa; Arthropoda; Insecta; Lepidoptera; Pieridae
Product: integrin beta-6-like
Exons: 7
Coding region: 135-1442 (435 amino acids)
Biological process (GO): cell-matrix adhesion; integrin-mediated signaling pathway; cell adhesion mediated by integrin
Cellular component (GO): focal adhesion; cell surface; integrin complex
Molecular function (GO): integrin binding
Source: RefSeq, a predicted model, not a curated record
AGCGAUGUUAAUGCAGUCUGUGACCAAACGCGCCGCGGUGUUGGCGCCUCGACUCUUAUUUGAAUUUCGAACGCGACCGUUCAAUUACGAGAGUUUUUAUUUUAGUGAAAUAUUUAAUUUGUGAAUUCUUUAAAAUGGCGGUUGUGUGGUUUGCUGUGUUAUUGCUUUUUACAUGUCAAGAAGUUUUUGCAAGUUAUCGCGACUGCUCUAAUAUUGGAGAAAUAAGGAGCUGUGACGAAUGCAUCCGAUGUGGUGGACAUUGGUGCAAUGAUCCAAAUGAAUUCACAAGAUGUCACUUGGACCUCGCCGAUGACUGGUGUCAAGGCAUGAAAGAAAGUAUUCCCACAGACAACGAUAUGGCAGUAAGCGGCCAGUUUUUCGACCCAAAAUAUGCCGUGAACUCCGUCAGGUCUGGCAGAGAACACAACCUCGCAAUCAAGUACAGAUCCAGUGAAAGCGAUCCAAAGGUGGAAUAUGUCGUUAAUUCAACGCAAGGAUCUGACGUGUUCGUCACAAAGACCACAUCAUGCAAAGAUGGCUCUUGCACUACCACACUCGAUGUGUCCCCCGAAACAAACUUUUGUUCCAUCAAAGGCAGUACCCAUGAGUACUUUAAUGUGAAGCUGAAUAUCCAGAACGUCAGUGAAGAGGCUGUGAUGAAGUUUCAUGUUCCUUGUGCUUGUGCAUGCAGUUCUAAAGUCGAGUUGAUGGCGCCGAAAUGCAAUGGGAGGGGAAGCCUGUCCUGUGGAGUCUGUUCUUGUGAUAAGGGAUGGUCCGGUACAUUCUGUGAAACGCCAGUCUGCGAGAAGAAGCGUGGUGAUGUUCCCUGCACGGAUUCGGCGCGAAGUGAUGUCGAAUGUUCGGGGAACGGCGUCUGCGGUCCUUGCGACGAAUGUGUUUGCUUCACCGACCGACUUGGAUCUCAGUACUUCGAAAAGGACAACUUUUGCGCUGACAUCUGCAUGGCAACUAAUGACUGUGAUGAUUGCUUCCACAACCCGAUGCCUGGGAGAUGCGACUUCUGCCAUUUCCCCCUUAUAAAACAAAACCUUAAUGAAUCUCUACUGCAGCAGAAGGAUGAAUUCAAUAGAAAUGUAUGGAUAACGUGUAACGAUACGUUAGACGGUUGCCAUUUUGAGUACGUCGCGAUGAAAGCGAAUGAAGAGACGUAUUACAUGGUCACGAAGUCCUGUGACCCGAUUGAAGAGAAGCAGGUCACUGGAGGAGUGAAUGUCACACUGCCAAUAGUCCUAGGGAUUAUAGCAGUUGUGGCAGCAGUAGCGGCAACGGCCGGAUACCUCGUGUGGAAGAACAGGCCGCCAGCGUUGCCCCUCAAUGAUCCAAUGUACCAAAACAUUGGUGCCGAAGACUGCACGGGAGAAAAUCCUUUAUACAAACCACCGACGUCGUCUUUCAAGAAUCCAACCUAUGGAAAGUGGUAGUUUUGGUAAGUAACCUGGCUACACCUUAAGCCGAGAAUCUCAUUCCAGCGUGGACAGUUACGAGCUAUAAUGGAAAAAUUGCGAUCCAGUAUCCAUGCAGGUUAUAUAUAUUAAGUUCGUUAUCUCUGUGAUAUUUAAAAUGAUUAAGUAAUGUGUGACUCAUGUUUGAUUUUUAAUGUAAUAGGUUGACGCAUCGUGGCUUUACACUUGCGUAGAAAGGUAGUAUUUCCAUUAGUGAGCUCAUGAUUACUUAUAGUUUAAUAACUGGACGGAUAAACUAAAAAUACUCUUUGAAAUGACAAAGUGAUCUCAGGUACCGAGUUUUACUAUGAGGAUUUUUUUACUAAAUCCUGGUGCUUAUGUUAAUUCCCUUAUUAUAAAACUGUAAAACCCGUUUCGGGUGACAUUGUCUGAAAAACUCUUAAAUGAGUACUAAAUAUUUUUCUUGGGGGGCUGACGUGAUGUGAAGUAUGGGGGGUGACGUAAACGGGUUUUAUUGUUUUAUACAGAUUAUGUACGCGUAAGAUGGUUAAGAAUCGAUGCCACUGUCACGUUAACUGCCUAGUAUAUUAUUGAGUUAUUCGUCCUUUAUUUUUAGAUUAGUUAUGUUACCUAUAAUAUAGAUGUAUAUGCCUAAUGAUUGUCGAUUCAUAAGCUGCUAAAAAUUUCAUGAGAUAGAAACAUCAGUUCCAUUUCAAUGAUAAUCACUUCGCAUGAAUCAGUAUCGAGAAAGUAUGAAAGUGGGUUACUGUAGUGAAUUUUAAGGCUGUAUUCCUACGUGUGGGAUGAAUACCAACAACGGAACUUAUGACUAACGGCUUAUACGAACUCUGACACACGUAAGGUGUCGAAUUCUGAUUUAUCACGUUUGAAUUAUCGUUACCAAUUAAAUGCCUAUUAUUGAAAAUUAAUUGAUCGUUAAGAGUCCAAUUUUGAUCUUUAUCUUUUAAGAACUGUAUUAUUGUAAUAGAAAUUAUUUAAAAAAUUGUCUUACUACAUUUAAGCCUUUCUUAUUUCAUAUACACUGCUUUUUUAAUAACCAGCUCCAAUAAGGAAUAGUUUAUAUUGGUAUUAUAAAACUCUAUCUAGUAGUAGUAGAAAAAUAUAAACAAAUAUGUGUGGCGUAUAAUUCUAAGAUUUAAUACUAGAACUGAUGUUAAAGCUUACCAUAUUAUAAUGCAAAUUAUUAAACUAUUAUUUGUCUAAAUAAAUAAGAAUGUAGGCUAUGAUUGCAUUGUACUUGAUAGCUUUAAUGUAAAUAUAUUAUUAACCCUAAUUUAAAUAUUACUAACAAUCUCGUCUAAGUUAGUUUUAUUGAUGUACUCUUUGGAAAAUUCUUAAUAUAAUAACAUCACAUAAUUUUACUCGUCAUACGUUUCUCGUUAAAGAAUCUGGCCAAAAAGACUGUUCUGUAAUUUUUGUAUUUUUUGUAAGGUAGAUUUUAUACUUUUGCAAAUUUCGAAACGUAUGUAUCAACUAGUCAAUAAAACAUAAAGAAAC